This is a messenger RNA of Geodia barretti, 6479 nucleotides long. Lineage: Eukaryota; Metazoa; Porifera; Demospongiae; Tetractinellida; Geodiidae. The record is from the annotation of a GenBank genome assembly.
AUGAAUCUUGGAUCUCUAGGUCAAACUGGUGGGAAUCCAGCACCAUCAGGAGAGGGAAAUGUUGGAAAUGAUGAUAGUGGAGGAGGUGGUAAUACAGGGGUAAUAGUUGCUGGAGUCCUGGUACCAAUCAUCCUCAUAGCUGUGGCUGCUGUUCUCCUGCUGGUUGUGUUCCUGGUCUGGAGGAGGAGGAGAGGGUCCAAGGACCCACGCUACAGUCGGUCCUCUCCAGCCAGACCUCCUCCUCCCUCUACCAAGAAGACUCCGCCCCCAGUGGCCUCCAGUAACGCCCUCCCUCCCCCGGUCCAGUACUCCAAGUCAGAGGAGAGCGUUCAGUACAGACACAACUCCAGCCACAGAGCCAAUGGGAAAGCUCCAGUGAUAGUGGAUUUCCCAGAUGACGCUCAAUACGUCCAGGAGGGAGAGGGAGUAAUGUUCAGGGUUGGGGUAACUGGAGUACCCCACCCCAAACUGACGUGGUACCACGACGGAGUAGAGGUGGUGCCGGAUUACUCCAGGGAGCUGGCGGAGGACGGGACUCUGUCAAUGCCUUCUGCUGAGACCAACCACAGUGGAGUCUACCAGCUGGUGGCCCAUAACCCAGGAGGGAGGGCAGAGAGAGAGGUGAGGCUGACAGUGGCUGCAGAAGGAGAGACACCGCCGGUCUCAGGACGACCUCCCGUGACCCUGGCACCUGUCCUCGUCACCAAGCUGGCCGACCAUGUGGAGAAGAACCACAGCAGGGGCAACAAGGGCUUCUCUGAUGAGUAUCAGUCUCUGUAUGACGGAGAAGGCAAGACAAUUGCCAUUGCCACCAACUCUGAAAACAGGCUCAAGAACAGAUUUGGGAACAUCUGUGUCUAUGAUGACCACAGAGUGAUACUCAAGCCUCUACCAGGCCAUCGUGACUGCCAGUCAGACUACAUCAAUGCCAGCUAUGUUGGUGGGUUCUCCAAAGCAGGCAGAUUCCUGUCCACUCAAGGUCUGUCACAAGAGAGAUCUCCGUCCAUCGUCAUGAUCACCAACCUGGAGGAGGGGGGAAAGAUAAAGUGCCAGCGAUACUGGCCAGAGACUGGGAGGUGUGGCUUCGGACCGUUCACGGUGACCCUGACUGAUGAGCAGAUAUUUGCAGAUUACACCAUCAGGAAACUGGAACUUCAGCUGGAUUCAGAGCGUCCACUGAAGGUGAUUCAGUUCCACUUCACAGCCUGGCCUGACCACGGAGUCCCCGACUAUGCCACGCCCAUCCUGGCCUUCCACAGGAGAGUGAUGAAGGAACACAGAGCUAAAAAGGGACCUCUUAUGGUCCACUGCAGUGCUGGAGUGGGUAGGACAGGGACAUUCAUCACCAUAGACCAUGUUCUGGAGCAGCUUGGCAAGGAGAAUGUGGUGGAUAUUCCUGGAGUCAUCAACAAGAUCCGCCACCAGAGGAUGAAGCUGGUCCAGACUGUGGACCAAUACGUCUUCAUUCAUGACGCAGUCCUGGAGUCAGUGACAUGUGGAGACACUCAGAUUGAAGCCUCCAGUCUGAGAGUGGCAAUGAGGAAGUUGAAGGAAAAGUCCCUGCAAGGAGGAAGUCCACUCCAGCAGCAAUUCUCUAUCCUGGAGAAGGUGAGCCCCAAUCCAAGAGAGGUGAAGGCAGUAGCUGCUCACAGCAACUCCAAGAAGAACCGCUCCAUGGAAUUCCCCCCAGUGGACAGAUGGAGGGUAGUGCUGAAGGGAGAGACACCUGACUACAUCAGUGCUUCCAAUGUUCAUGGCUACAAGCAGCAGAGAGCCUUCAUCAUAGCUCAGAGUCCCAUGCAGUCCACUGCCAGAGAUUUCUGGAAGAUGGUCUAUGACAGGAAGUGUGGAGUGUUGGUGAUGCUGUGUGACCUGGUGGAGACUGGGAAGGAGACAUGCUACCAGUACUGGCCUUCCAGUGGCUCCAUCACAGUUGGAGAGUUCACUGUGGACCUGAUCCAGGAAGAAAGGCUCUCUGGAUUCACUCUCAGAAACCUCUCCAUCGUCAACAACAAGGGGCAAAUUUUCCCAGAGUUAGUUGUCACAGAGGACCAAGAGUUCGACUGGACAGCGACAGCAGCGGAGGUUGCUGAUGGUGGAGCAGAUCAAGUUCCCAAGGUGCCUCCCCACAAUGUGAAGGUGGAGCGGAUCAACGGGACAGCAAUGAUGGUGUCAUUUGGCAGACUGAGUCUGGUCGAGGCCAGGAGAGUCAACAUCUACUACUUCAUCUCCUACUCCCCCUCUGGAGGGGCGAGGAAGAGGCAGGAGGGAGGGAGGGAGGGUCCUGUGGAGGGAAAUACAACAGUUGUGACUGGCCUUGACCCCAGCACCGGGUACGACGUGUCUGUCUUCACUGCCACUGAUGAACAGGGGAACAACCAGCAGACUCCCUCAGAUAAAAUGACUGCUCCUCGUCCACGAACUUCUGAACCACCAGGUGGUGGUAAUGCAGGAGCCAUCAUUGGUGGAAUAGUGACAGCUCUGUUGGUGGGCAUCAUUGUAGUGGCCGUCAUUAUAGUGGUCCUCUGGAUAAAGAGAGCAAGGGAUAGAGAUAGGCUCCAGCUGUUCCCCAAGAACAAGAGGGACCUGUAUGCCACGCCCUCUGCCGGGAGCGAGAUGGUGACACUACGCAGCACGUCUCCCCACGAGAGUGACGAGGCCAGGAAGAAGGAGAUAGAGGCCAGUAAUGAGGUGGAGAGCUUUUCCCCCGUCCCUGUCCCACAGACUGUCGUGGCUGAUCGUUUGAAGCCCAUCUCCGUGGACAGUUUCAGAGACCAUGUCAACAAGAUGCAUGAGGAGAGAGACAAGGGAUUCGAGGCAGAGUACCAGUCUCUGGGGUCUGAGCCGCUGGCCUCACACGAGGUGGCCAAGAGACAACACAACAGGGUCAAGAAUCGCUUUGCAAACAUCUUUCCCUACGAUGAGUCUCGUGUCAAGUUGGGAGAGAUUCCUGGAGAGGAAGGCUCUGACUACAUCAAUGCCUGUUGGAUGGACGGCUACAACCGGUCCAGAGUCUACAUUGCUGCUCAAGGUCCAAUGCCCAACACCAUAGCUGACUUCUGGAGGAUGAUCUGGGAGUACAAGAUCCAGCACAUUGUAAUACUCACCAAAUGUCUGGAGGCCGGGAGGCGCAAGUGUGAGCAGUACUGGGCAGACAACAUUGGAGACGUGUUUGAGACUCAGGACAAGAAGAUGGAGAUCACCACCACCAGCUCCAUGCCUUUCGCUGACUUUGAGAUCAGAACAUUCAAUGCCAAGAACACUACAGAACCUGACGAGAAGCCUCUGGCACUGACUCAGUACACUUCCCUCCUGGCCGAUCACGGAGUCCCCAAGUUUGCCACGUCUCUCAUCUCCUUCAUCCGGAGGGUCCAGAAGGCCCACAACAAGGAGGACGGAGUGCCUCUCCUGGUCCACUGCAGUGCAGGGGUGGGCUGGACCGUGACCUCUGUCAAGAUUCAGAGGCUCUCCAAGGUCAUUCCUGGCAAGGGGGUCACUGGGUUCAGGAGCAAUUCCAGGAGAGGGUCCAAGGACCCACGCUACAGGCGGUCCUCUCCACCCAGACCUCCUCCUCCCUCUACCAAGAAGACUCCGCCCCCAGUGGCCUCCAGUAACGCCCUCCCUCCCCCGGUCCAGUACUCCAAGUCAGAGGAGAGCGUUCAGUACAGACACAACUCCAGCCACAGAGCCAAUGGGAAAGCUCCAGUGAUAGUGGAUUUCCCAGAUGACGCUCAAUACGUCCAGGAGGGAGAGGGAGUAAUGUUCAGGGUUGGGGUAACUGGAGUACCCCACCCCAAACUGAUCUGGUACCACAACGGAGUAGAGGUGGUGCCGGAUUACUCCAGGGAGCUGGCGGAGGACGGGACUCUGUCAAUGCCUUCUGCUGAGACCAACCACAGUGGAGUGUACCAGCUGGUGGCCCAUAACCCAGGAGGGAGGGCAGAGAGAGAGGUGAGGCUGACAGUGGCUGCAGAAGGAGAGACACCGCCGGUCUCAGGACGACCUCCCGUGACCCUGGCACCUGUCCUCGUCACCAAGCUGGCCGACCAUGUGGAGAAGAACCACAGCAGGGGAAACAAGGGCUUCUCUGAUGAGUAUCAGUCUCUGUAUGACGGAGAAGGCAAGACAAUUGCCAUCGCCACCAACUCUGAAAACAGGCUCAAGAACAGAUUUGGGAACAUCUGUGUCUAUGACGACCACAGAGUGAUACUCAAGCCUCUACCAGGCCAUCCUGACUGCCAGUCAGACUACAUCAAUGCCAGCUAUGUUGGUGAGAGAGCCCCAUCCAUCGUCAUGAUCACCAACCUGGAGGAGGGAGGCAAGAUAAAGUGCCAGCGAUACUGGCCAGAGACUGGGAGGUGUGGCUUCGGACCGUUCACAGUGACCCUGACUGAUGAGCAGAUAUUUGCAGAUUACACCAUCAGGAAACUGGAACUUCAGCUGGAUUCAGAGCGUCCACUGAAGGUGAUUCAGUUCCACUUCACAGCCUGGCCUGACCACGGAGUGCCCGACUAUGCCACACCCAUCCUGACCUUCCACAGGAGAGUGAUGAAGGAACACAGAGCUAAAAAGGGACCUCUUAUGGUCCACUGCAGUGCUGGAGUGGGUAGGACAGGGACAUUCAUCACCAUAGACCAUGUUCUGGAGCAGCUUGGCAAGGAGAAUGUGGUGGACAUUUCUGGAGUCAUCAACAAGAUACGCCACCAGAGGAUGAAGCUGGUCCAGACUGUGGACCAAUACGUCUUCAUUCAUGACGCAGUCCUGGAGUCAGUGACAUGUGGAGACACUCAGAUUGAAGCCUCAAGUCUGAGAGUGGCAAUGAGGAAGUUGAAGGAAAAGUCCCUGCAGGGAGGAAGUCCACUCCAGCAACAAUUCUCUAUCCUGGAGAAGGUGAGCCCCAAUCCUAGAGAGGGCUACAAGCAGCAGAGAGCCUUCAUCAUAGCUCAGAGUCCCAUGCAGUCCACUGCCAGAGAUUUCUGGAAGAUGGUCUAUGACAGGAAGUGUGGAGUGGUGGUGAUGCUGUGUGACCUGGUGGAGAGUGGGAAGGAGACAUGCUACCAGUACUGGCCUUCCAGUGGCUCCCUCACAGUUGGAGAGUUCACUGUGGACCUGAUCCAGGAAGAAAGGCUCUCUGGAUUCACUCUCAGAAACCUCUCCAUCGUCAACAACAAGACCAAUGAAGUACAGCAGGUGAAUCAGUUCCACAUAUUGAACUGGGCCCCAGACGGGAGCUGCUCCAGCGUCAAGACCAUCACUGAUGUCAUCGAUGACGUCGUUAAAGUUCAGAUCCGAACUGGCAACAAACCUAUCUUGAUACAUUGCAGUGAUACAGUGAGCAGGUCGGGGAUGUUCUGUGCCAUAGCCACCACCAUUGAGAGGUGUAAGACAGAGGGAGUGGUGGAUGUGUUCCAGGUGGUCAAGGCUCUCCGUGUACAGAAACCUGGAGCUGUACGCACUGUGGGACAGUAUGAAACUGUUUUUGAUGCAGUUCUUGUGUUUUUGGACUCUUUUGAAACAUACUCGAAUUUUGGUCAAUAAUCAUGUUUGUUGAUUAUGAUUACGUCAUUUCCGCGCUGCAAGCUGCACACACUGACCCUAGCUCGAUGAUAUGUAUGGCGGUUGUCUAGACCACUAAAAGACAGGUAGCUAGAGGCUAAGCAGUGAUCGAGUGUUUGUGCUCGGCGGCGGAUAGUACAGUAACAGAGGAGGUGUCGAGUGCAGAGGACCAAGAGUUCGACUGGACAGCGGCAGCAGCGGAGGUUGCUGAUGAUGGUGCAGAUCAAGAUGAUGGUGUCGUUGUUACUGACUCUUCUCCUCUGGUCUCUGGUGGAGGUCCACUCUCAGAGCGUUCCUCGUCUCUCCUUCAUGGACCAGACUCUGGCCAACAAUUCCUAUGUGGACAUCAGUGAAGUGGGGAGACCUGAAGAUGGUGGUGUAGGUGUUCAGUGUAUCACUGACCUGGAGUCAUGUUGUGCUAGUGAUCAGGGUAUCCAUCGUGGAGACUGGUAUUUCCCUGAUGGAACUAGACUGCCAUUCUCUGGAGGUGGUGAUAUCUUUGAGUCUCGUGAAGCUCAGAGAGUUGACAUACGUCGUAGGGACAAUGCUAACUCACAAGUUGGUAUCUAUCGCUGUGAUAUUCCAACUCUUGCUGUCCAUGAUAAUAAUGACAUCUCACUGAGAGACACAGUCUAUGUGGGACUGUAUACUGCCAGUGGAGGAGACAUCUCAAUAUCUGGAGGAGUGAUAUUUGACCCUAGCCAGCUGACCCUCACCUGUAUCUCCAUUGGUGGACCUGCUACCACUGUCACUUGGACCAGAAACAAUGUCAAUAUCACUGGAGAGCAAAACAAGACUGUGUUGAAUGACCCAGUGACUGCACAGUACACCCACACUCUGACUGUGACACUGCAGGAGAGUACACUGUACUGUGGCUAACAACAAGCCAUCCUCAGCUUUAUCAGCUAGCACCACUGUACCAG